Molecule: messenger RNA, 1455 nt
Organism: Adineta ricciae
Lineage: Eukaryota; Metazoa; Rotifera; Eurotatoria; Adinetida; Adinetidae
Source: the annotation of a GenBank genome assembly
AUGAGCGGAUUUCGUAGUCAAAAAUGGGAUCCAUGGUUAAUCAUUAGUCAGAUUAUUGCAGUUCAAACCUUAUAUUAUUUCGGUCUGGGAUGUUGGGUUUUCUUGCUAACAUUGUUUGAUAAUCAAGUGCCUACACUUGAUUAUCUAUUUUCAUACAAAAAACUGAAGCUUUCCAGUUGGAGUGAACCGUUAUUUGUUAGCAUCUUUUUCAUCAAUGCUCUAACAAGUGGAUUAGCAAUUGUUUAUCUUGUUGGUCGAUAUAAACAAUGUCUAGAUUUUUCUUUAACAGUUCAUUUCUAUCAUUUCCUUGCUUGUUGGAUCAUGUCAUCAGUAUUAUUACGUGAUUUUGUACUUCAAAUAGCUAUUUGUUCCGAAAGAGCAGCAUGUAUCGCUCGUUAUAUUCGUUUUAUGCAUUCCGAUUUCAACAGCAUUAUUCAAGAGAAACAACUCGAUGAAAACCAUCAACAUCUCGAUGCCGAUUACAAAACUCUGGCUGAUGUUAUCAUUCAGGAAGUCAUUAAACGAGAUCUAUAUCCGAGAUUGGACCAACGUAUCUUUGGUGAAGAAGAUGGAUCAUUAAAGCUGCAAUCAAGCGCUGAAAAGAUUGUUAUUGAUGUUACCGGUACCGAUGAAGAUAUUGUUACUCUUCUCAAACAAUUGUUCAAUAACAAAUCUAGUCAAUCGAUCGAAACAUUAGCUAAUAUUAUUUCUUCGUCUUUUGAUAUCACUCUCCCAGAGCACUAUCAACAUUCACUUCGAAAAAUUCCAGAGCAGUUUUCCAUUGAUUUAUCUAACAUUGGUAUAUGGAUUGAUCCGGUCGAUGGCACACAGCAGUAUAUCAAUGGUACAGAUGGAAUUAUCGAUUCACACACGGGCAUUACCAUAGAUGGUCUUCCAACAGCUUUGGUACUUAUUGGUUGUUUUGAUAUUCGACAUGGCAAUGCGAUUAUUGGAGUCAUUAACCGAGCAUUUCAUCAACGAAUCGAUGCAUUUAAAUGGGAAAGUUUGAUUUAUUGGGGCACGGCAUUGCCUGAUGGAAAAUUCAAUAAUUUAGAUGAUGUAUGCAAAGAAACUAGAAGCAACGAUAAGCAAGUUCUAUUGCAUGGAAGUGUAAACACAAGCAAUAAACUAUUGGCCAUUGCAUUGAAACAAGCAAACGUGUUUCUAGUAACCAAGGCUGCUGCCUAUAAUUGGGAUCUAUGUGCCGCUCAUGCUAUCAUUUUAUCAAUCAAUGGUCAAAUACUUGAUCUGCGUCAAAUUUUAGAUUUUUACAAACAAAAUCAAUCUCUGGUGAAUCUCAAUUUAACAGAAUUUCAGAUUGUUUACAAUAAAAUCAGCUCAUCUCACUUCAAUCCCAAAGAUUAUGCAUGUGCACCUUUUAUCGCUUAUCAUAAUCAACAAGAUUUAGCGGAUAUUCUUCAAUUAUUAGCAUCAGAUAGCAUUGCGUUUGACUGA